This is a messenger RNA of Oncorhynchus kisutch (coho salmon), 1353 nucleotides long. Its product is annotated as ankyrin repeat domain-containing protein 16-like. NCBI's taxonomy places the organism in Eukaryota, Metazoa, Chordata, Actinopteri, Salmoniformes, Salmonidae. Bases 408 to 1304 code for a protein of 298 amino acids. Gene Ontology annotation, molecular function: protein binding. The transcript has 7 exons. The record is from RefSeq and is a predicted model, not a curated record. Gene Ontology annotation, cellular component: cytoplasm.
UGUUUUAGCCCAUAGCCUAUGGUAGAACCGUGUUGUGCAUUUCUUUUACGUAUUAAUGUCAGGUAUUAAGUUCAGAUUUUCUAUCUUUGGCGUUUUUAACGUAAAAAGUAGCGUAGAACUCAAUUGAAAUAUGUAGACUUUUGGUCGACCAACAAUUUAACCAACUUGUCACCACGCAAUCCCUAGCUUCUGAUCAGAUACAGCAUCAAGCUAUUUUAGCAGUUUAAACGGUGUCAAAUACUGAACUUUAUAUGUUCAAUGGAUGAUGAGAAGACAUUGACAUAUUUAAUCAAGCUUGCCCAGAAUGGCGAAUUGUGCACGCUUAAAAAUAUAACUUGGUGGCAACAUUGUUGCACAAUUUGUCAACAAAAAACAUUUCGGGAAAUCAGGUGAUAAAUUGUUGCAUUAUGCUGCCCGUCAUGGCCACUUGGACUGCAAUUUUAGUAAAAGAGAUUGGGAUGGACAUAGAGCUGUACAAUACCCGACAACAAAAGAGCUCUGCAUAUGAAGCUGCGUCCAUGGGACAGGGGUGUUUGAGGACCCCUCUGAUGAUGGCCUGCACCCGGAGGAACCUGGGUAUGAUCCAGGAACUACUGUCCCACGAGGCUGACCCCAUGCUGAAGAACAAGGACGGCUGGAACUCCUUCCACAUCGCCUGCAGGAAGGGAGACCCAGCGGUCAUACAGCACCUCCUACUGGCCAACCCGGAAGUCUGGAGGACAGAGAGCAAGACGCUGAGGACUCCUCUGCACACUGCAGCAAUGCACGGCUGUGAAGAAGUGGUCAGCAUCUUGGCACAGAGGUGUGGUUAUGUUCCGGAUGGCAGGGACAGCUGUGGGGUCACUCCCUUUAUGGACGCAGUGAGGAACGGACACAUAUCUGUGGCCAAACUACUGCUGGAGAAGCAUCAGGCCACUCCGACUGCAGCAGACAUCCCGGGGGCCCAGUCGGUGCACCAUGUUGCUGUCACAGCCCAGGAGGAGGCGCUAGAGUUCCUAGUGAGGGACCUCGGAGUGGACGUGAACCAGACAGCCACUGACAUGCAGCUCACUUCCCUGCACUACGCUGCCAAGGAGGGUCACACAGGCACAAUCAAAGCACUCCUCACAUUAGGAGCAGGUACUGAACAGCUCUUCAUAUGGCGUGUACAGGACAGCAUGCAGAUGCGGUCAGGACAAUCCUACAUCCUACAGCUGGGGCUAGUAGGCGUGGUGGAUGCCUCGGGCACUACUGCUCAACAGCUUGCCAAAAAAACAGACGUGCUCAGAGUGUUUGAAUGUGAUUUGACAUCAACUACUGUCUGAAUGGAGAAUCAAUAAAUGAUAGACAUUAAUGGUAUUCUGGAUGGCAGAA